ACACACUUCUCUGCAGAAAAUACAAAGAGGCUCUGAAGAAAAGGUGAAGCCUCGUGUGCUGGCCAGUGUGUGUGUGUGUGUGUGUGUGUGUGUGUGGGAAGGACUUGGAGCGCCUGUGAAGACAUGAGCGUCAGUAGUCUGCGGUGAAUCAGAGAAGAUGAAGCUUCUGCUCAGCAGUCUGCUGCUCGCCUCCCUGUGUGCGCUCUCAUCCUGGAGCGUCUCAUCAGGCGUGUUUGUCAUAACCCAGAGCCCUGAUGUCUCCGUCGUGGAGGGGCAGACAGUAAACAUCAGCUGCUGCUGGACAGGCGAGCCUGCAACAAUGACUGUCAGCUGGCUGAAAAAUCAAACUACUAUAAAGAGUACCAAAUUCCUGAAUAAUCGCUCUGACAAAUCUCUGAGAAAUGAGACGUCUGACUGCUCAGUCCUGACCUUCAUGACUAUCAAGAGAGACGAUGCAGGGACAUACACCUGCAAGAUGGCUGUGGAGAUACCGGUUUUAACUGUGUUUGAAGGGAACAGCACUGUCAUCACCGUUACGGCCCGAGAGAACACGACGGACAACACAACAGGAGGUCCAGGGCCCAGCGGGGGUUCGGUCCCGUUUCCCGUUAUAGUCUGCCUGGCUGUGGGGGCUCCACUGCUCCUCAUCACGCUCACCUGUUUCUGCACUCUGCGCCGGAGGCAAGCACAAGCAGCCAGGGUGAUCUACGAAGUUCCCCACAUUGACUCUGAGGAGGCAGACAUGGACAAACACAGCACCAGCUCCUCCAGAGGCUCGUCUCAGUGGUGUCAGGUUCCUGUAUAUGAGUCCUUCGAUUACUUCGAGCGUGUGCAGACCAAAGAAAGUGGAUGAGGAUCUGCUCAGUGGAUACUCCACAUACAUACUUUUCAGUAUGUGUAUCAUGCACAGCCUUUUGCUUCCUUUUGUCUGAAUUAUGUAAAUGAUUUUAUAUGAGUGUAAAUAUUAUAUAUUUUUCUAUAAAGUAA
Chelmon rostratus (copperband butterflyfish) is the source of this 987-nucleotide messenger RNA. RefSeq lists its product as uncharacterized. Gene Ontology annotation, cellular component: plasma membrane. The record is from RefSeq and is a predicted model, not a curated record. NCBI's taxonomy places the organism in Eukaryota, Metazoa, Chordata, Actinopteri, Chaetodontiformes, Chaetodontidae. The coding region runs from base 158 to 853 and encodes 231 amino acids. Gene Ontology annotation, biological process: homophilic cell-cell adhesion. The transcript is spliced from 5 exons.